AUGAGUGAAAAUAUAAGAAAAUUAAUUGAAGCAUUUGAGAGUGUUUUCAUGGAUAAUGAGCUGAGAUGUGACUUCAUCAUACCACACUUUGCCACCGAAUUGGGAAAAAGGAAUAUGGAAAAAAUUUUGAAAAAUAAAGAAACCAUUAAUGAGCAGUUUUAUUUAUGGAUGAAAAAGAAUGCGAAUGAACAGAUUUUUCAAAAACUCUUAGAUUUUCUACAACAUGAAAAGUUUGAUAAACCUUACAAAAUGUUAUGCAUGAAAGAAAUGGAAGAUAAAGAAAUUUUCAAAGAAAUUGCAAUUUUACACAUGAAAGUUUUGAAGAAAGUGAAAUAUCAGGACUUAUUGAAACGAUUAUAUGACAGAGAUGUUAUCAGACAAAAUGUUAAAACUUACCAAACGAUGCGAAAAAAAAAGAAAAUGGUUUUAAGCUGUAACAAAAAAUGUCAGAUGUUUGUUUAUCCAAAAGUCAAAGGGUUAGUGUCGCUACGAACGCAUACAGUUCGAGGUGAAACUAGAACCUUCUGGCGGCGAGAUAUCUGGGACGUUCGAGAAGCGUCGGUAGAACGGGUAUAUAGAGAUAUUGAUAUUGCGAGAUAA
This is a messenger RNA of Helobdella robusta, 600 nucleotides long. RefSeq lists its product as hypothetical. Bases 1 to 600 code for a protein of 199 amino acids. The transcript is spliced from 5 exons. The record is from RefSeq and is a predicted model, not a curated record. Lineage: Eukaryota; Metazoa; Annelida; Clitellata; Rhynchobdellida; Glossiphoniidae.